Seriola aureovittata is the source of this 2126-nucleotide messenger RNA. RefSeq names its product 5-hydroxytryptamine receptor 4 (gene htr4). The transcript has 5 exons. Gene Ontology annotation, molecular function: G protein-coupled serotonin receptor activity. Gene Ontology annotation, biological process: chemical synaptic transmission; adenylate cyclase-activating adrenergic receptor signaling pathway; regulation of appetite. Bases 4 to 1125 code for a protein of 373 amino acids. The record is from RefSeq and is a predicted model, not a curated record. Lineage: Eukaryota; Metazoa; Chordata; Actinopteri; Carangiformes; Carangidae. Gene Ontology annotation, cellular component: plasma membrane.
AGCAUGCCAAAGCGGAUGGCUCUGAUCUGCUUCCUGUCUCUGGUCAUGCUGAUGAGCAUCCUGGGAAACCUGCUGGUCAUGGUGGCCGUCUGCAAGGACAGGCAGCUCAGGAAAAUCAAGACCAAUUACUUCAUCGUGUCUCUGGCGUUUGCUGACUUGCUCGUAUCGGUGCUGGUGAUGCCGUUCGGUGCCAUCGAGCUGGUCCACCAGCACUGGAUCUACGGCGAGACUUUCUGUCUGGUCCGUACGUCGCUGGACGUCCUGCUGACCACAGCGUCCAUCCUGCACCUGUGCUGCAUCGCCCUGGACAGGUACUACGCCAUUUGCUGCCAGCCACUGGUCUACCGGAACAAAAUGACGCCAAUGCGAGUGGCUUUGAUGAUCGGCGGCUGCUGGGUCAUCCCCACCUUCAUCUCCUUCCUGCCCAUCAUGCAGGGCUGGAACAGCAUCGGCAUUGACCACCUGAUCGAGCAGAGGCGCCACAGUGAUGGCAGCAACUCCACAUCCUGUGUCUUCAUGGUCAACAAGCCGUACGCCCUCACCUGCUCUGUGGUGGCCUUCUACAUCCCCCUGGUCCUCAUGGUGCUAGCCUACCAGAGGAUCUACGUCACGGCCCGUGCACACGCCCUGCAGAUCAGCAUGCUGCAGCGGGCAGGAGGAGCGGCGGGCACUUCUGGCGCUGGGGUUGACUCUGCUGACCAUCAACGCAACCACCGCAUGCGAACAGAGACGAAGGCAGCAAAGACUUUGUGCAUCAUUAUGGGGUGUUUCUGCCUCUGCUGGGCACCGUUCUUUGUCACUAAUGUGGUGGACCCCUUUAUAGACUACACGGUGCCAGACAAACUGUGGGCGGCCUGCCUUUGGCUGGGCUACAUCAACUCCAUGCUGAACCCCAUCCUCUACGCCUUCCUCAACAAGUCCUUCCGCCGUGCCUUCCUCAUCAUCCUGUGCUGUGGCAGGAAGAGGUACCGCAGGCCGUCCAUCCUGGGGUCCGGCGCUCCCUGCACAGCCACGCAGAUCAACGGCUCCACACAUGUACUCAAGUAUUCUGUCCUUCACAACGGGAACCACACAGAACAAGAGAAGAAGUCUCUGCACACCGAGUCCCACGAGUCCUGCUUGUGACCAACGACGACUCCUCAGUCACAUCUCCGACGUCCUCGGCUCUCCCACCGUCACCACAGGAGCUGAAGGAAACGCACCCCAGCCUUCACACAUUCACAGCUGAAACACAACACACAAGAUGCUACAAAUCUGGCAGCGCUCCAGACCCAGAGCCCUGACGGGAAUUUGGGCAUCUGGGAGAAAAAAGUGACAUUGCCAGGGGCGCAUCUGGUUUUGAAACUCGGCUGAAACUCAACCUGUGGUCUUUAAAGGUGGCAGGGACUGGAACCAAACCAGCACUCCCACUCUGUAGUGCUGGUUCUGCAGGCCCACAGAGACUGCAGUGGCCCAGUCAGGCUGAACCAGAGCCACAACAUGACUGUGAUCCCAUCAGCAAGCCUGCUGGUCACUCACUGUGAAGCCAUGCUUGUCUCAUGGAGAAACCAGCAGCUUCGGUGGAGUGUGUGGGAGAAUUUCACAGCACGAGAUGUGAUUAACGACUGUGUUGGGGAGUCGUGGAAGUGAAUUAUGUUGCCAAAGCUAUUUGAUAUAAGACAGUGGACCUAUUUCUGAAUAUUAUAUGAAGCCCCCUGUUGUUUUCCAGUGAAAAAUCAGAAAGAUUGUAGAUAAGAUUUUAGAAGGUUGUUCGUUGUAAAACAAGCAUAACGAGUUGGCAAAAAUGAGCUUUUUAAACAAGUCCUUUCCUCUAAAAAGAGGCCGAGUUUAGAACAAUACUCCUUCUGCUAAACAGCACACGUGAAACAUUGCGUGUCGUAGCCCCUGACACAAACCCGAAGAACCUAGUUUGUCUCCCGGGUCGACGCUUCCUGCCUUUGCUAAAUCCUCACUAAGCUGAAAGGAAAAUGUGUUUGCAGGGUUGCGUUAAAUCCUUGACCUAAACUGUCGAAGUGCAUUAUUACAGAGGCUGCUAGCUCACACUUUGUUCAUCUGAACCAUUGUUUUCUUUUUCAAGUUCCACACAAUAAGACGUUCGAAGUGGCUCAUGAUGUUGGAGGAAUAUG